Molecule: messenger RNA, 2321 nt
Organism: Neoarius graeffei (lesser salmon catfish)
Lineage: Eukaryota; Metazoa; Chordata; Actinopteri; Siluriformes; Ariidae
Gene: ildr2b
Product: immunoglobulin-like domain containing receptor 2
Exons: 9
Coding region: 71-1813 (580 amino acids)
Biological process (GO): pancreas development
Cellular component (GO): membrane
Source: RefSeq, a predicted model, not a curated record
AGGCUGGAACAAGGGUCUGAGGAAACAAGAAGACCAGAUACCUGUACAUUUAUUUGCUUUAAAUUGGACAAUGAGAUUUAUAUCGAGUCAUUGGAUGUCCGUUGUACUUAUUUCACGGUUGACUUGCUACUGUCUUCAUGUGACGGUAAAGGAUGAUAAGAAGUUUGCCAUGCUGUUUUCCUCUGUGGUGCUGCAGUGCCAGUACAACACCCACUCCAUCAAUCCCCCUGUGGUGCAGUGGUGGUAUAAGUCUUACUGUACAGACCGAACCAGAGAGUCAUUUACCUUCUCUGAGACUCUGGGAGCCUAUAGCUCGAAGCCGGGGGCCAAUAGCCACUUGGAAUGCUCCGAUAAAAGUCGUACUGUCCAAAUCGUGGCCUCCAAGCAAGGAGAAUCCUUGAAGCUGGCUAAACAAUAUAAAGGCAGAGAUAUCUCCAUUAUCAACAAAGCGGACCUGCGUAUUGGAGAGCUACAGUGGGGUGAUAGUGGUGUGUACUUAUGUAAAGUGGCCAGUGGUCAUGAUGUGGAGGGCAGGCAUGAAGGCCAGGUGGAGCUGCUGGUGCUGGGUAAGACAGGUGUACCGAAUGAUGUUCUGCCUGAGUUUGAGCUGGAGAUUAUGCCAGAGUGGGUGUUUGUGGGAUCUGUAGUCUUGGGUAGCAUUCUGCUUCUGGUGGUGCUUGGAGUAUGCUGGUGUCAGUGCUGCCCCCACUCAUGCUGCUGUUAUGUACGUUGCUGCUGCUGCCCUGAUGCAUGCUGUUGUCCAAAGCACUUGUAUGAAGCAGGUAAAAUAGCUAAGGCUGGACAACCUCCUCAGAUUGCCAUAUAUCCACCAUACUAUGGUGUUCCCAUGGUUCCUCAAGCAGCACCUUCUCUGAUUGAACUGAAAGUGCUUGCAGUCCCCCCGUCUUUGGAGAACAAUACAGCUAGAGCUGGCAGUGUAUCAGAGUUAAGCUCCUUGCAUGAUGGUGAUGUGGACUUCAGGCACACCUAUAGGCAAGUGCAAAAGAAAGCUCUGCCACCAAUUAGUGAUCGCAGCAAUGAGCCACAGAUCCACACAGCUUCCACAGCUCAGAGACUCCGGCCCACACACUAUCAAAGCAGUCGCAGUGAAGAACAGCAUGAUAGCCGGUGGAGCUGCCGCUCAGAGCACCUGCCCAGGAAGGCCUUUGGCACACGGGGUCGCACAGGGUCUCUAGAUGAACUGGAGGAAUUUGCAAGGAACUACGGGCACCGAGUUGGACGGAGGGGUGACUUUCAUGAUCUCCGUGACCCCGAGCAAGAUUUUGACAUAGAACUGAGGUGUCCAAAUCAGCACAGGCCACGUGGUUUCCAGGAUGAUGAUGAUGACGAUGAUACCAACUGGCGGCGCCAUAGCCCCCAUUUGUCCCCACCAAGGAGACAUUACACCAACAGCGAACAGUAUGCUACUCGUAGAAAGUCAUACAAUGACGCCUACUUGACGUCCGUGCUGGAACGUAAGACAAGGGGGCAGGGAGAAUGUGGUGGGCGAGUUGAUGAGGACAGUGACACGCCAUCAAAGAGCUCCAAGAAGAGCAGUGACUGUUACUACAGCAGAUCAAGCAACCGACCGGAGGAGGAUGAAUCCUUGCCCCCAUACUGUGAGGUAGAUCGCUGCCGGACUGAGGAACCUGUGGAACAAGAGCGCUGUCGGACCAUGGAGCCAGCCAUAAGGCCAUUCUCUUACACUCGCCCUAAUCAAAGCACGUCCCACACUCUGCAGGAGCUCAGGGAGGAAAGGAACAGACCCAGAAAACUGACCACUCAUCUAAGCAGAGACUCCCUCGUUGUCUGAAGCCCUUGAGUAUCCACAGUGCUGAUCACACUGGACUUGCAUCGUACUAUUGAAAUGCACAAGGCAGCAUGAAUACAUACCAUGUAAAUCAGAGAAAUAAUGACACUGGAGCUUGGAAUUAGUCGUGAAGAGACCUGUGUGCAUUGUGUUUGUGUGCAGAAAAAUGUAUAUGUUUUUCAUUCAUGAAUGCAUGCUUCUGUCAGUGCAUUUAAAGCCAUCAUGUUACUCAUAUUUUUUUGAACCUAUCAGGACUCAUACAGCUCUUACUAGGAAAACAAAUGGGUAGUGAAUCGUCUCUCAACUACACAAAACCCUGUAGACUGAAAAGACCUCAUAAAACCUUGUUUUCAUUUAUUUUAAAAGUCUUGAUGUUAAGUACUGUAUUUUUGUACCUUUUUGAUUAUUAUUAUUAUUAUUAUUAUUAUUAUUGAUGUUUUAUAUGUUUGCACUAGAGAUUAAGUUUGCAUUUCAGUUCUUCUGCAUGGGAAGUAUGGACUGAGUUUUGAUA